AGCUUAGAGGAUACUUUUUAGCAAUGGCAUUUUCAGAUGGAACAACAGGUGAAAGGGCACAAUACAAUGGCCGGAUUACCCUUCUUGUUGUUAUCUCAUGUAUUGUGGCUGCCUCGGGUGGACUCAUCUUCGGCUACGAUCUUGGAGUAUCAGGGGGAGUGAUCUCCAUGGACCCUUUUCUCAAAAAAUUCUUCCCAAAUGUGUAUCGAAGGAUGAAAGAGGAUACCAAGAUUAGCAAUUACUGCAAAUUUGAUAGUCAACUGUUGACCUUGUUUACAUCUUCACUCUACCUAUCUGGCCUUAUUUCUUCUUUCUUUGCAUCUACUAUGACUCGAACUUUUGGACGAAAGGCGUCGAUGCUUGUUGCAGGGGCUGCUGUCCUUAUUGGUUCAGCCCUUGGUGGUGCCGCUUCAAACCUCUACAUGCUUGUAUUUGGUCGUAUUUUUCUUGGUAUUGGGCUUGGAUUUGGAAACCAGUCAAUCCCGGUCUAUAUUUCUGAAAUGGCACUACCUAAACACAGAGGAGCAAUGAAUUUUAUCUUUGAUGCUGGAGUUGGCAUUGGAGUACUCGUAGCUAAUGUCAUCAACUUUUUCACGGAAAAGAUUGAUGGCGGUUGGGGCUGGCGUAUCUCCCUAUCCAUGGCCGCAGUUCCGGCCACAAUCCUGACCUUAGGUGCGAUUAUUCUCCCAGACACACCAAACAGUUUGAUUGAAAAUAGCAAUAACCAGGAAAAGGCCAAACGUGUGCUUCAGCAAAUAAGAGGCACAAAAGACGUCCAAAAAGAACUGGACGAUAUCAUCAAAGCAAGUUCAAUCUCAAAAGCAGUCAAAGACCCAUUCAAGUUAAUCAUGCAAAGGAAGUAUAGGCCUCAACUGGUAAUGGCAGCAGCGAUACCAUUUUUCGCACAAAUGACAGGGAUUAAUGUCAUUACAUUCUAUGCUCCGGUACUAUUCAGGACAAUUGGUCAACAUGAAAGUGCUUCACUCUUGUCUGCAGUUGUGAUUCGUUGCUUCAAUGUUAGCUGUACAUUCAUAUCUAUGUUCGUAGUCGAUAAACAUGGCCGAAGAGUACUGUUUAUGCUUGGGGGAAUUCAAAUGCUUGCAACACAACUAACAAUAGGAGGGUUUAUGACAGCUUUAUUGGGUGAUCAUGGUGCAUUAAGCAAGGCCAGUGCUUAUGUGGUUUUAGUUUUGGUAUGUAUAUACAUUUCCGGGUUCGGAUUAUCUUGGGGUCCUUUGGGAUGGUUAAUCCCAAGUGAGAUAUAUCCACUGGAGAUCCGUUCCGCAGGCCAAAGUGUUACGGUAGCAGUCAGUUUUCUGUUUUGUUUCCUUGUUGGGCAAACUUUUCUAGCUAUGCUUUGCCACAUGAAGGCAGGGAUUUUCUUCUUCUUCGGUGGAUGGGUGGCUCUGAUGACUACAUUUGUGUACUUCUUGUUGCCGGAGACUAAAAAUGUACCGAUCGAGAAAAUGGAACAACUGUGGAAAGAACACUGGUUUUGGAGAAGAUUUGUGGGAGACCAGCUUGAUGACAAUAUUUACGAGGUAGACAAAUGAUAAUUAAGGUUUCAUUUGGAGCACGUUUUAGUUAUUGUUAUGAAAAAAAGAGUUAUAGAAUUAGUCUCUGAUUAUUUAUGAUUAGCCA
Hibiscus syriacus is the source of this 1641-nucleotide messenger RNA. RefSeq names its product hexose carrier protein HEX6-like. Gene Ontology annotation, cellular component: membrane. Bases 24 to 1553 code for a protein of 509 amino acids. Gene Ontology annotation, molecular function: monosaccharide transmembrane transporter activity. The transcript has 3 exons. The record is from RefSeq and is a predicted model, not a curated record. Gene Ontology annotation, biological process: monosaccharide transmembrane transport. NCBI's taxonomy places the organism in Eukaryota, Viridiplantae, Streptophyta, Magnoliopsida, Malvales, Malvaceae.